Molecule: messenger RNA, 733 nt
Organism: Gloeophyllum trabeum ATCC 11539
Lineage: Eukaryota; Fungi; Basidiomycota; Agaricomycetes; Gloeophyllales; Gloeophyllaceae
Product: SOH1-domain-containing protein
Exons: 3
Coding region: 68-511 (147 amino acids)
Biological process (GO): regulation of transcription by RNA polymerase II
Cellular component (GO): mediator complex; core mediator complex
Molecular function (GO): transcription coregulator activity
Source: RefSeq, a predicted model, not a curated record
UACGACUGCCACAUGCCCUUUGGCAUACCUCUCGCACUGCUGAUGCUGUAAAGACUCAUUCACCUUGAUGUCGACUCCAGCACUCCAGAUACACGAACCAAACGAUCCCAGAGCGGCGAACCGGGCCCGGUUCGAACUCGAACUCGAAUUCGUGCAAGCGCUCGCGAAUCCGUUCUACUUGCAUUCGCUCGGACAGCAGGGGAUUUUGGACCAGCCAGCUUUCAUAAAUUUCCUGGAAUAUUUGCAAUACUGGAAGGACAAGGACUACGCAAGAUUCAUCCACUACCCGCACGCUCUUCACCACCUCGACCUCCUACAACAUGCCCAGUUUCGGGCAGAAAUUCGGAAAGACGAGUGGAGAGAAUAUCUUAACCAGAAGCAGUUUGAUCACUGGCGGACUUGGCGUGACCCCAAAUAUCUCAAUGCGCCUAAACCUGUGAAAGAAGAUCCGGUUAAUCCGGAUGCCAUCGGAAACGAGUCAAGCACCAUCUUAAAUACAUCAGGCCUCUGAUAGUUUCCUCUUGUCUAACUUCUGCUUUUCCAGCAAGUGUCUAAUGCCAGAAGAAGCUCACUCGGGUGUUUGCAGGAAGUAUGACGCUCGUUUUCAUGACGAGGGCUAUCUCUAAAUGCUAUUCCUGGCAUUCUUCUUUGAAUAUCUCUGUCUCUCCGUCACGGAAGUUCGCCCUUGUAUGCGCCUAUUAACAUUUACGAAGAAUCCACAAGGUUCCACGGC